This is a messenger RNA of Trifolium pratense (red clover), 1861 nucleotides long. Its product is annotated as F-box/kelch-repeat protein At3g23880-like. Bases 474 to 1676 code for a protein of 400 amino acids. Gene Ontology annotation, molecular function: protein binding. NCBI's taxonomy places the organism in Eukaryota, Viridiplantae, Streptophyta, Magnoliopsida, Fabales, Fabaceae. The record is from RefSeq and is a predicted model, not a curated record. The transcript has a single exon.
UUUCGAAAAAAAUUAAAAAAUAAAAAACAGUUCAUAGAUUGAAACUGGUUCUGAACUAGUUAUAAAUUGAAUUGUAACUGUUUAUUAAAAGUGGUUCAGUUCAAAAUUGUAUUGAAUGGUUCAGUUUAAAAUAUGGUUCAGUGCAGUUCGAACUACUUUUUGGUUGAGUGCACUGAAUUUUUGAACAACCCUAGUCCAACCAACGCAACACAACACUAGUAGUUAAAAACAAAACAAAACAAAACAACCCUAAUUCAUUAUUACUAUAUAUAUGUAUAUAGCCGCCGCUGAUGGUACUAGAUUGCGAGUACUGACUGUGGGUUGGAAUGGUUGUAACUCUCUGAUUUCAACUCAACUUCUACUCUUCCACUAACCUACCUUGGUAUGAUGUUUUUUUAAUUCUUCUUUUUAUAUAUCUUAGUGCUUCUUUGUUUGUUUAUCCAAAACAAAACAUACCUUCAUUCAUAAUAUCAAUGAUCGAUGAAACAUCUGCCGUCAAUGAUGCUCCCACUCUUCCAUAUAACCUCGUGGAAGAAGAAAUCCUCUGUAGGUUACCCGUGAAAUACCUUCUUCAAUUUCGAUGUGUUUGUAAGUCGUGGAAUUCUCUAAUAUCUGAUCCUAGAUUCGCAAAGAAGCAUCUUAGCAUGUCAACCACAUGCCGCCUCCACUUUAUACGCCGCUGUUGCCACCCCAGGGGCACGAUUGCUUCUUGCCCCCUCCAAUGCAUUUUCACCAAUACUUCUUGCCGUUCAAAAAAUAAAAAUAGUAAAAAAAACAAAAAAAAACCCACCGUGUGCAUCAAUGUAACACAGCUCAAGUAUCCUUCCUACCGAUCUAAUUGUCCACCUCAUGUAUUUGUCGGUUCUUGCAAUGGCAUCCUUUGUCUUGCUCAUGAAUUCUCCAUUGAUGAUUCCUUGGUUGUUAUACUGUGGAAUCCUUCCCUUAGAAAAGUCAAGGAAUUGCCCCAGUCACAUUACCCUAACUUGUCUCGCAUCUCAUAUGGCUUCGGGUAUGAUUUUGUUAUUGAUAAUUAUAAAGUGGUUGCUGUUUUAUGCUUCACGGUGCAUAAUAGUAGUGGUGAUUUGCUUGAGAAAGCUGUAGUGAAGAUUAAUACUAUGGGUACCAAUUUUUGGAGAAAUAUACAAGAGUUCCCUUUUGAUAGUAUGAUUGGAAAUACAGUUCCAGGAAUAUUUGUGAGUGGCACGAUUAAUUGGUUGGCCUCUAAAUGUUGGCGGAAAAGUCCAUGCUUUAUUGUAUCUCUUGAUUUAGGCACCGAGUCUUAUCAAAAGUUGCUGAUGCCUGAUUAUGGAGAGGUAAAUGUGAAUUUCUUGAAUUUGUGUGUGUUGAGAGAUUGCUUGUGCAUCAUUUCGGGUCAUGAUGUUUGGAUUAUGAAGGAAUAUGGAAAUAAAGAAUCUUGGACUAAAUUGUUCAAUGUUUCAUACAAGGGAGAGCCUAGUAGGUCAAAUGAAUUGUUCAACGCAGUCUAUAUGUUUGAGGAUGGUCAAGUGUUGUUUGAAUCUUCAGAAGAUGGAUAUGUCAAGAUGAUUGUUCAUGAUCCAAGGAUUGGUACUAUUAAGUAUAUUAAGUUUCAAGACAAGAGUGUUCAUAAUUCACCAGGUGACUAUGACAAGUAUCCAAUUGUUUGCGUUGAGAGUUUGAUAUCACCUUGUUUUUAAUAAUAGGAUUGAGUUUGAGAUUCAACUUCUUCAACCUAGCUAUAUGUUAAUUUAUUUAUUUUGUACUUUUCUGAAUUAUGAUUGUUGUUUCUUUUUAGAUUUUUAUUAUAAAUUAGUAUUAGUAUUUGAAAUAUGUUUGUGGAAUGUUAGUUACUCGAAAUAUUAGAUUUAGAUGUGAAGUUAAA